Molecule: messenger RNA, 2442 nt
Organism: Phragmites australis (common reed)
Lineage: Eukaryota; Viridiplantae; Streptophyta; Magnoliopsida; Poales; Poaceae
Product: UDP-glycosyltransferase 83A1-like
Exons: 2
Coding region: 932-2278 (448 amino acids)
Molecular function (GO): UDP-glycosyltransferase activity
Source: RefSeq, a predicted model, not a curated record
CUUUCUCCACAGAUAGAUGAACACUAAAAAUCAAAAUCUAGAUAAAGUUUACAAACAGAAGAUGAUGAUGUGAAAAUAAUUUGAUAUCCAUGACUCCACAAGGUUUCGCAAUUGAUGAAGAAACUGUUCCUUCACAUGGCAGUACGGCAGCAUGACACCAUGGCAGGAUGCACAUGCACCAUUCCAGGAGAAAUGAUUGGUAUGUUAACUUUUGGAAAUAUUGGGUUUCUACUUUUGAAGGAAUAUUUUGUAGAGAUAUUCAAGGAACAUUAUAAGUUGAUUCCAACUUUCAAGGAAUAAUAAAAAGCCAACAAAAUACAUGUUCUAAUUCUCUUAUUUUAGGAUGAAUUACCUAGUGCUCACCUUAGGCGGUCAAAUUUUAUGAAAAAAUUGCAUUUGCCUUUUUAUAGAGUGCCAAUAUCUUCGAACCUAUUGGAAUCUAGUGAACCUUUUCAUGCAUAAUGGAUAGACCAGACAGCCAGAGCUAGUAGAAGCUCAUCGGCAGGAUAUCAGACACGUGCAUAUAAGCCAAAAUAAUGCUCCAUUUCAUGGAAAGCUACAUCUAGACUAUGGCGACCAAAAGCAUAUCAACAUCUCCAUCACUUAGUAUACGUUUCCUAUUUUGCUUGGCCAACAAUACAGACACAACAAGGUGGUCAGCUAUGGAUAAUUUAAUACAUAGGAUCACAGACACAACAAGGUGGUCAGCUAUGGAUAAUUUAAUACAUAGGACCAUGUGAAUGAUUACCAAGAUAACCUUCUCUUUGGAAAGGGACUCCUAUGGUAAACAGAUUACAAAUUUGCUGAUGUAGAGUCUGAUGCAACAACUUGGUACACUUUAUAUGCACACCCGAUGGACAAUCUGGCAUCCAUAAGAGGUAGCAAACUUUGAUCCCACAAACUGUUCGUAGCCAUAACAGAAACAAACUCCAUGGUUGCUCCUCCUCAACCUCAUGCCAUGGUGCUACCCUUCCCUGCACAAGGUCAUGUCAUUCCACUCAUGGAGUUGUCCCACAGGCUUGUUGAACAUGGGUUCAAGAUAGACUUUGUAAACACCGAGUUCAACAACGAGCGUAUCCUCAAGUCCUUGGAAGACAAAGGAACCAUCCCUGAGGGAAUCCACAUGCUAUCCAUUCCAGAUGGUUUGGACCCUGCUGAUGAUCACACAGACAUUGGCAAGUUGGUCGGGGGCUUAUCAGCUGCCAUGUUCAGUCCCCUUGAGGAGAUGAUCAGAAUCAAGAAGAUAAAAUGGAUGAUAGCAGAUGUGUCCAUGAGCUGGGCGCUAGAACUGACCAACACAGUGGGCGUACGUAUUGCCUUGUUCUCAACUUACUCAGCAUCUGUGUUUGCACUAAGGAUGAAACUUCCCAAACUGAUAGAGGAUGGUGUAAUUGAUGAAAGUGGGAACGUGAAGAGGCACGAGAUGAUUCAACUGAUGCCACCCAUCGACUCAACCGAGAUCCCCUGGGUCAGCCUCGGCAGCACCCAGGAGAGACGCAGAGUCAACAUCCGGAAUGUCCUCAAGACUAACCGAUUGAUGGCACUUCCUGAGGCUAUCAUCUGCAACACAUUCAGAGAGGUGGAAUCUGAAGCGUUGGCUGUUCUCCCCAAUGCGUUGCCCGUCGGUCCGCUGGUAGCACCCAUGUCGAGGCCGACUGGUCAUUUCUGGCCUGAAGACCAGACCUGCCUCACCUGGCUUGACACACAAGCCCCAAGCUCCGUCAUCUACGUGGCAUUUGGGAGCUCCACUGUCUUUGACACGACAAGAUUCCAAGAACUUGCCAACGGACUUGCGUUGUCUGGUUGGCCAUUCGUAUGGGUGGUCCGGCCAAACUUCACCAAAGAAAUCGAAGAAGAGUGGUUCAAACAAUUCAAGCACAGUGUCGAUGGCAAGGGAUUGGUCGUUUCUUGGGCGCCCCAGCAAAGGGUACUAUCACACCCUUCAGUAGCUUGCUUCAUGACGCACUGUGGGUGGAACUCGACAAUGGAAGGUUUGCUGCAUGGUGUCCCGUUCUUGUGCUGCCCCUACUUCGCUGAUCAGUUCUGCAACCAGAGCUACGUGUGCAACGUGUGGAAAACAGGCCUCAAGCUUUGUGCCAAUGAGCAAGGGGUGGUCACAAAAGAGGAGAUCAGGAACAAGGUCGCGCAGCUGCUGGGAGACGAGGAUACCAAGGCGAGGGCAGUUAUGUGGAAGAACAAGGCAUAUGCAAGCAUCAAAGAGGGAGAAUCCUCACAUGAGAACUUGCUCAAACUUGUGAAUUUGCUACGAGAAGUCUGAUAUUUCAGAAUUCAGAAUUGUUGCAAUAAUGAAGAGUUGGGUUCCGUGAUUGAUUGUUUUUAUCUAUGUGUGCGAAUUAGAUGUAUAAGACCUUGUUUCUCUAAUUUAGAGGGAGUCAUUCAUAUAUAAUGCAUACACCCUUUGUAUGCUUUAGCGUAUAGAAA